This is a messenger RNA of Cooperia oncophora, 459 nucleotides long. The record is from the annotation of a GenBank genome assembly. NCBI's taxonomy places the organism in Eukaryota, Metazoa, Nematoda, Chromadorea, Rhabditida, Trichostrongylidae.
AUGCUUUUUUUUCCCUUCGCGGAAAUAAAAAUUGUUGAUGACGACCUUAUCAAAGCAAUAAUCGAUUCUGAUCGUCAUAGUACAACACGUGAGAUCGCAGAAAAGCUCCAUGUAUUACAUACAUGCAUUGAAAAUCACUUAAAACAUGGAAAAGGUCGUGGAGCAAUUCAGCUCAUGCUUUUGAUGUUCAUCAAUAGGUUUUGUUAUCAGUUUGGUGGGAUUUGGUGGGACAAAGGAAUUGUCUACUUUGAACUCUUACCACCCAACCGAAGGAUCAAUUCUGAUGUCUACAUUGAACAACUAACGAAGUUAAACAAUGCUGUCAAAGAAAAGCGGCCCGAAUUGACAAAUCGGAAAGAUGUGGUAUUUCAUCAUGAUAAUACAAGGCCGACACAUCUUUGGCCACUCGGCAACAAUUAUUGGAGCUUGGUUAGGAUGUUUUGCCACAUCACCAUAUAG